AACUGAGCUUUUAAAUGAUACUGAUACCAAGUGAUGACGAUGGAUGUUUUGAGAGAGAGAGAGAGAGAGAGAGGAUCUCCCUUUGCUUCACAGCAUUUUAUUUCUCCCGUUAAAUAAGGUUUAAUUGGUACCAGAUUUGGAGCUUCAGAAGAAACCCUUGGCUGGAUCUUGCUUCUUCCGCAGAGUUGCCACUGUGUCCUCUUGAAAUCAAGCGAGUUGAAAGGCUGCAGCAAAGCAUAGCACUAAAAUCACUAGGACCUUCUUUAUUAUGGGUUGUAUCUCCUCAAAACAAAAACAUGUACCUGGAUAUGAAGACCCUACUGUUCUUGCAUCAGAAACAACCUUUACUGUGAGUGAAGUAGAAGCUUUGUACGAGCUAUUUAAAAGGAUAAGCUAUUCAAUUACCAAAGAUGGGCUUAUUCAUAAGGAAGAGUUCCGACUUGCCCUCCUCAAGAACAGCAACGAACAUAAUUUUUUUGCUGACAGGAUAUUUGACUUGUUUGACAUAAAACGGAAUGGAGUAAUUGAGUUUGGAGAAUUUGUUCGAUGCCUUAGUAUCUUCCAUCCAAACACAGAGGUGGCAGAAAAAGUUUCUUUUGCAUUUAGGUUGUAUGAUCUCAAGAAUACUGGAUAUAUUGAGCGUGACGAGUUAAAGGAGAUGGUGCUGGCUAUUCUGAGUGAAACGGACGUAUGCCUUUCAGAUGAUGUUAUCGAGGCAAUUGUUGACAAGACAUUACUUCAGGUUGACAGAAAUGGUGAUGAAAAAAUAGAUCCAGAAGAAUGGAAGGAAUUUGUUGCUCAAAAUCCAUCUUUGCUUAAGAACAUGACGAUUCCUUAUUUGAUGGAUAUAACAACAGCAUUUCCCAGUUUUGUUGUGAUGACCACAAUUGAUGAAGAAGAUAUGUAGUAUUCUUGCUUGAGAGGAACAACAAUUGUGCAGCUUGUGCAUACAGAAAUCAUUUGAUGACUCCGAAAUCAUCUGAAGAACAACAGUUUGCGCUAACAAAAGCAUUUCAAAGUUGAGCUUUAAAUAAGGCCUAAACAUACUUUGAAUGUAUGUUUAUCCUUGCAUAAUAUGGUUCUGGAUAUGAUGUUUUGAUGACUAUGUUUGUUCUAACAAUUGUAACAGAGCACUAGAAUGUUCAGCCGUCAAAUAGAGGCCUCAAUGUAAGUCAAACAUAUGUUCACAAUUGCAUACUGUGGUUCUUUUCUCAGUCUGUCUCUGUCUAAAACCCAAACAAGAUUUGUUUUUUCUCUUCUUUUCUUGGAAAAGCAGGCAAUAUUGGAAA
Messenger RNA from Musa acuminata subsp. malaccensis (wild Malaysian banana), 1289 nucleotides. RefSeq names its product calcineurin B-like protein 7. Lineage: Eukaryota; Viridiplantae; Streptophyta; Magnoliopsida; Zingiberales; Musaceae. Gene Ontology annotation, molecular function: kinase binding; calcium ion binding. Gene Ontology annotation, biological process: calcium-mediated signaling. The record is from RefSeq and is a predicted model, not a curated record.